GUACAGCAGAAGCUGGAAACCGCUCGAGGCAAGUUCUCCGAGAUCAGGAAAUCUCUGUCUGAGAAGUGGAAUAAGCUCAAGACCCUGAGCUCCCCUGAGAACUUUGCCAACCUGGGCAAAAAGACGCUGACCAAGAUGAAUCGGGUGAUUGUGAAUGUGGUGAACAAGUUGAAGAACAUCGGCCAGAAUGUGUUCAUGAAGCGUGGAAAGACCCCGGUUGACAAGACCAUCAGCACCAUGGCGGAGCGCCUCUCGGUCCUUGACACACAGUUGGAUAAGACUUGGAAUGACUUGGAGGCUGAGGUGGAAGGUGAAGCUGAUGAGGGUGUGAGUGUAGAUGAAGAGCCGGAAGCGCCGCAGGAGGACCUGGUUGUGGUGGAAGACGAGGAAACAGCAGAGAUUGAGACUGAGGCAGAGGAUGAGGGAGUGGACGUGGAGACAGCAGACGAGGAGGAAGAAGAGCAAGCUGAAGUGGCUGUGGAAGAGCAGCAGGAGGAUGUUCUCCCAUCUCCCUUGCCGCAGGAGGGAGGCGAAAAAGAUGGUGGCGAUGGAGGUGAUAAGAAGAAGCAGCCCGAGGAGAAGAGGAACAGAGAGAAGAAAAACAAAGCCAAAGAGAAGGAAGAAAAGAAAAGUCAAGAGAGGAAGCGUCACCGAUCAAGGCGAACCAGACUCAGUGAGAAGGAAGAGAAGAAGGAAAAGCGCGAAGCUGAGAAGAAGGAGAGCGAAGCGCAGAAGGAGCAGCAGCGACAACAGAGAGACGGCGAGCGGGCGAAGGCCAAGGGCCGGAGAGACGGCGACCGGGACCACAACGACGGGCACUACCACAGGGAUGGAAGGGAUAGGUCCUUGCAAGACCACCAUGACGACCACAGAUACUACAAGGGCCAGUAUAAUAAGUACGACAAGAAGUAUAGGGAUGAUGAUGACGAUGAUGAUGAUGACGACGACGACGACGACGACGAUGAUGAUGACGACGACGAUGAUUACAGACACAAAAGGAGGCAUUACAGGAAGAAAAGAUAUGACGACGACGAUGAUGAUGAUGAUGAUGAUGACGACGACGACGAUGAUGACAGAUACAAGAGGAGACGAGGCAAGCACGAUGAUGAUGACGAUGAUGAUGACAGGAAGAGGAAAGGGCUGAUGAGACACUGGCAGAAGCCGGCCAAGAAGAACUACCGCAGGGAAGUCACAGGGCCAAAGAAAGAAUUUAUUCGACGACGGGGUAAGAACCACACUAAGCAGCACAACCUGGAGUGGUUGGAUAAAAGGGCGCAGGGGCGUGCGAGCCGGCGGAGAGAGGGUCAGAAGGCCGACUGGUUGUUUGAGCGCGCGCGGGACCGAAACACAUUGCGCGAAAAAGAGCUCAAGUCUGAAUGGCAGUUUGAUAGAGCCCGCGGCCGGAGGGAGGUCCGAGGCGAGGCCCGCGCGGAGGAGGCGGCCCGGGCCAGAGGGCGCGGCAAUGGGGGGCGGGAGCGCUAUGAGAAGCACUUCAACUAUAGGCGGUACGUUAGGUUCGAUGACGAUGACGACGACGACGACGAUGAGGAGAGAUACCAGUACCACUUCCAUGAGGCGAGACGGGGGAGGGAGCGGGGCGGGCAGCGCGAGCACUACCGCCGGGGCAAGGGGCAGCGGGAGUGGAUAAUUCCUAACUUCCACGCCGCCGGGAAGCACUACUGAGCAUGCUCGUCACCCUCAUAGAGUCGUAGUGUCCCCUUCGUGUGGAUUAGUCCGGAAAUUAUAGUAAUAAGGAUAUUGGUAAAUGAAAAAGGAAAAUGUUAGAGGUAGUGGGAGUUCUUUCUUCUAAUGGGUUCCUCUGAGGCUAGGCCUUUGUAGCAUUAGUCGAGCCCGACUCUUGCCCCUUCACUCAUAUCCGUCUUUUUCACCUUCCGUUUUCUCUUUUUUUUCCUUUGGAAACCUUGUUGCUUCGUAGUAUUCAAGGGAAAUAGUUAUGUCAGUAUUGUUUUAAGAUUUUUUUCGUCUGGUUACACGGAUUGAUUUACUGAUUUUGAUUAAUGAGGUUAAGUUCAGCCUUUGACGGACUCCCUACGUCCGCACUUCCUUUUAAAGUCUUUGUCUGUAGUGCAGCCAUUGUAGAUAUAUACUCAAUCCUUGUAAAGUUUUUCUAUCAUUUAUUGUUUUCUCAAGUUUGGAGUCGUAAAAUGAAGCCUACGUCUUUUGAAUGAAGAAUAAAACUGUUUUGUACUUUAGUUUUUGCCAUCUAAAACCGUUAAGGCAGAUGCUAUUUCUAUUUUUGAAAAGUUCAUUUCGAGGUAGGUUUUUCAUUGACUCAGAUUUUAAGGCUCCUGAAAUUCCGUGGGUGGAAGCUGCAUUUUGGUAGAUUUUAUGCAAAUACCAGUGACCUGACAAUUUUUCCUUCAGCUCUUCACAUUUUUUUUCUCCUAAAGUCUUAAUCACGAUAUCCUGAUCACCUUUUUGUGUCCUGUUUACAAUGUUCCUUUUUUUUCUUUCUCUUCUCUAAACUUCCUUAUUUCCAUUCCAGAUGACUAAGCCUCGAUGCUCUUUCAUUGUUAGUUGUACACUAUUGGAAGGAACAAAAUUCCCGAGAAGAAAGGUGCGUUACACUUGACAGUGUGUAGAUAACCCCGUCUGAUCUGGGCUCUUAGACAAAAAAUAAAAACAUUUCGUUAUCAUGCGUAUUAACAAUAAUAGUAAUGAAGAUCCUUGAGGAAUUUGAAAUUUGUAUAUUAACCUCUAGAAGGAUUGUUUUAGUAUUGCUCUCCAGAGCUAGUUUAUAGACCGGAAGGGUUUCCAAGUGCAAAAGCCAAGGCUAGUAUUUUGGCCCAUAGUUCACAGUAUGUAGUGGGUAGAGUAGUAGCCAGUCUGAGCUGAGUGUAUUUUUUCAAGACAAUUUUACAAUGGAGUUUAUUCUUUACAGCAUGAGACUAGACAGGAAGUUAGCUCAGAAUAGUGCUAAAUGCCUUCACUGCGCAUCAACUGGUAAACCUGCCUGUAUAUUUCAGCCACUGCACAAAGUAGCACUGCAGCAGAUGUCCUCGCAUAUAUAGUUUCUUUGUAUCUUUUCCGAUCUAGCUUUUUAAAAUCGUCACUUGGAUUGUCGAAAUAAAUAUUAUUUUUUGUUUAAUAACUGACCGAGCUCCGGAGCGGCUCGCGAGUGUAAUCUAACCCGCAUGGUUUUCUUUCCUUCCUUGUUUCCUCUCGCGUCAUGCGACUCAGAAACGUCUGUCCUUCCUUCUCCUCGAGAGGCUCUCUCGUCAGCCUUGCAGCUCACCGGGUUUGAUCUUUAUAGAAGUGUUGUGUCCUAAACCUUGAUGGUUCCUUCAAGGUACAGUGAACGCCAUGUUAAAUUACAGGAUAAAAUUAUGCUUUAAUGUCAUAUGUGAUAGCCAUUUGUAUAUAUUAAGAAGAAAAAAAAACGAGGUUUGUAAAAGACUUCAUUUAAAAGCGGUUGAUGGUGUCCUUUUUGAGUUAUGUAAGAAAAAUAUAGAUAUAUAUAUUUAAAGAUUUUUUUUUAAGCUUGGACUUCCCAGUCACCAAAAUAUAGUCUAUCAUUAGUCUAUCAUUGGAAAUUUAUGUCUUUGAUUCAUUGUAUGUAAUUCAUAUGAUAAAUACAAUUGAUGAUGUUAUAAUUGUUUGACUACCAGAUGCCUUACUUUUUAUCUUUUAAUAUCACUUUAAAUAUCACUUGUUUCCCAUUUAUCUCGUGUGCUAGUCUUGUCAUCCGUGAAACUUAUAUUAUUGGAUAUGUCAAUAAACCCUACCAAUACA
Molecule: messenger RNA, 3753 nt
Organism: Penaeus vannamei (Pacific white shrimp)
Lineage: Eukaryota; Metazoa; Arthropoda; Malacostraca; Decapoda; Penaeidae
Source: RefSeq, a predicted model, not a curated record